Messenger RNA from Cryptomeria japonica (Japanese cedar), 1634 nucleotides. Its product is annotated as leucine-rich repeat extensin-like protein 5. The transcript has a single exon. The record is from RefSeq and is a predicted model, not a curated record. Bases 109 to 1332 code for a protein of 407 amino acids. NCBI's taxonomy places the organism in Eukaryota, Viridiplantae, Streptophyta, Pinopsida, Cupressales, Cupressaceae.
UGCCUCUUCUGGUUGCAGCUCUCUCUCUGUUCGCGACCAAAUUCCGCUUCUUCGAGUUUUUUUUUAGCAUAUUCUGUUCAGUUCUUUUUCAAUUCUUCCUGGAAACAUAUGGCAGGGACACAGGAUCGUUCUUCCUUAUCAACCAUGAAGAUUCAAAUGACUUUGAUAUCCGUCAGUACUAUGAGGAAUAUGAGGAAUGUGGACAUUUUCCCCAAUUCGAAGGUUUAUGCCGUGGCGUGGAUUGAAGACGGCUCGCGACCUGCGAAGCAAAAAACUAGAGCCAAAGAGUACGGUGUAAACCCUACCUGGAACAAGCUAAUGUCUUUCAUGGUGGACGAGGAGGCGCUUGGGCAGAACCGCCUCCGCUUAAAACUGGAGCUCAGAAUGAAGGAGACAAAUGGCAGCAAGAAAGAAGGCAGAAUGAAGAAGACAACCAGCGGCAAGAAAUUAGGCGACGCGUCCAUCCCCAUUAAGUUUCUUGGCCAGUUUAAGACCGGCCGCGUAGAUUUCAAGAGUUACCGGGUGCGCAAUUCCUCUGGGAAUAUCACAGGGAAGCUCAACCUAACUCUCCAGGUUAUAAAGCCGGAGUCGGAGUCAAAUGUCAAAGAGAGUGCCCCUCCACAACGCAAGAAAAGGAAAAGUUACAAGGUGCCCCUGAUCAAGCCAGAGUCCAAAUCAAAUGCCAAAGAGAGCGCUGCCCAAAAGCCUAAGAAAAGGAACAAGGUGCCCCUGCCCACCUCUACAGAAUUCGCGCUACCCACUAUCGACCCCCUGCCCCUGCCGCUUCCGCUUCCGCCUCAUCCUCAUGUGGGCUAUCCCCAAUAUCCUCUGCAACAGCCUUACCCUCAUCAGGGUGGCCCUGGAUACACUCCCUCCUCUGGUUACCCUUCAUACCCACCAGACUAUCAUCAGCAGGCUGGUUACCCUCAUCAGGGUGGCCCUGGGUAUACUCCCUCUGGUUACCCUUCAUACCCACCAGACCAUCCUCAGGCUGCUUACCCUCCACACCCAAUAGAUUAUCCUCAGCAGGCUGGUUACCCUUACCCUCCCUACCCACCAUACAUACCACAAGACUAUCCUCAGCAGGUUGGUUACCCUUAUCCUCCCUACCCACAAUACACACCACCAGACUAUCCCCAGCAGGCUGGUUACCCUUAUCCUUACCCUCCCUGCCCACCAUACACACCACAGGCCGCCGCCCCUCCGCCGCCUCCGCCUCUGUCUCAUGCGGGCUAUCUACAAUACCCUACACCCGGUGAACAGUAUGCUCCGCAACAGCCUUACCCUCAGCAGGGUGAAUUCACUGCCAAUUCUGGUUACUCAGGGUGGUAACCCUCUCUACACUGUAUACUCUUCCGCUCAGCAACUGAUGAACAUGACGGUAUUACUACAUCAAGGGCGGAAUUUUGCCGACCUGAAGAACUCGAAUUUUGCUGGUUCAGGUUGUGUAGAUUUUGGUGCUUCCAUUUCGCAUAAGAUUGUAAAACUGCAUAAUGGAAUUUUGUACUUGAUCCUCGCAGAUGGCGAUAUUUUAGGGCCAUAUUUUAGUGUUUUUAAUAUUUUCUCAUUGGAUAUAACUACAAUAUUUGUGGGACCCUGAUUUGGGAUUCUUCUGAGAUUCAAUAAUUAUUUAU